CUCCAAAAUUUGGCGAGUCAGUCUCAGUCCCAGAGUCUUCUUUUGAAACUUUCUAGAGAGCAAUUUUUAUUUUAUAAAUUCCACAAAUAUCUCUUCAUCUUUUCUGAGAUUUUGAUUUUACCUUUUAACGCUGUUGAAAUUCAGCAAUAACCAUCGGUGCUGAUGGUGUUUUGAUUCCUCGAAACUGGAGAAAUUCUUCAAAGGAGACAUGUACGUAAGCGGCGCAACUCCAAUGCGGAAGUCCUUCAAGGAUUCGCUCAAAGUUCUCGAAGCCGAUAUUCAGCAUGCUAAUACUCUGGCAUCUGAUUUUUCACGGGAGUAUGAUGGCGCAUGUCUACAGAUGAGAAUGUCAUACAGUCCUGCUGCACAUUUUUUUCUUUUUCUAGUUCAAUGGACCGACUGCCACCUUGCUGGUGCUCUCGGACUGUUGAGAAUCCUAAUAUAUAAGGUAUAUGUUGAUGGCACAACCACUAUGUCCACUCACGAGAGAAAAGCAAGCAUUAGAGAAUUCUAUGCUGUUAUUUAUCCCUCUUUACUGCAACUUCAAAGAGGUGUCACAGAUUCAGAAGAUAAAAAGCAGAAAGCCGUAUGCAUGGAGAGAUACAGGAGAAAGGAUGAAGAAGAACAUAGGCGUUGCUCGGAGUUGGAUAUUGAAAGGGAAGAAGAAUGUGGGAUUUGCAUGGAGACAAAUAGUAAGAUAGUCUUGCCAAACUGUAACCAUGCCAUGUGCCUGAAAUGCUACAGAGAAUGGCGUUCAAGAUCACAAUCUUGCCCUUUCUGCCGAGACAGUUUAAAAAGGACAAAUUCUGGUGAUCUAUGGGUGUUUCUGGACAGCAGGGAUGUGGUAGACAUGACAGCUAUCACAAGGGAGAAUUUGAAGAGGCUGUUCAUGUACAUAGAUAAAUUGCCUCUGAUUGUCCCUGACACCCUAUUUGAUGCGUAUGAUACCCAUGUAAGGUAAAUUAACUUGUGUCUUUGAAGGCAUUGUGCCAUUCUGGAUGAAGUGGGAUCUUUCUCAUUCUGAGAGUUUAUUAGAGGAGCAAGACAAUCAUCUCUUACAAAUUAGAUUUAGAGACCUGAGUGGUUCAUUCCACUUCUGGUUAGGAAAAAACCCACCCUUGAUUUAUUGUGGGCAGAGGUUUAAGUUUAGGUGCAACAAAGGGGGAAGGUAUCCAUCUUAUGUGUCUAGAAUUUGUAAAUUCUUGUAUAGUUUGGAGUCUGCUGCUUAUUUAAGCUACACUAAAAUUUGAUAUUGUGAUGUGCAAAUGAAAGAAAUCAACUGCUCAAUUUAUGAAA
Molecule: messenger RNA, 1296 nt
Organism: Sesamum indicum (sesame)
Lineage: Eukaryota; Viridiplantae; Streptophyta; Magnoliopsida; Lamiales; Pedaliaceae
Product: E3 ubiquitin-protein ligase AIRP2
Biological process (GO): protein ubiquitination
Molecular function (GO): ubiquitin protein ligase activity
Source: RefSeq, a predicted model, not a curated record